AGUCACGACGUCUACGUAUAAAUAAAUCGUAUAAUUUAGCAAAAAAAAAAGAUGAAAAUAAGUUUUUUAUUAGUGUAUCUGAGUUUUAAUUUCGUGUUCUGCUAUGAAGUGCCUCGGGCUCAGUUUGAGGCUAUUUACCCUAAAGGAUUAAAAGUUUCUAUUCCCGAUGAUGGUUUCACCCUCGUCGCCUUCCAUGGCAAACUUAACGAAGAAAUGGAUGGUUUAGAAGCCGGUACAUGGUCUGCUGAUCUUAGCAAACCCGAAAACGGUCAAUGGGUAUUUAGAGAUAAUAAUGUCGAGUUAAAGAUUGGUGACAAAAUAUACUUCUGGACGUAUGCUAUCAAGGAUGGCCUGGGUUACAGACAGGAUGAUGGCGAAUGGACUGUUGACGGAUACGUCGACGAAAAUGGCAAUCCAAUUAGAAUAAACGAACCAUCUACAGAGGCUCCAUUCACAGACCCUCCUACCGACGCGCCUACCGACGCGCCUACCGACGCGCCUAUCGACGCGCCUACCGACGCACCUACCGAAGUUCCUACCGAACCUCCUAUUGAACCUCCUACCACCACUAUUAUUACCACUACCACAGUGACACCUCCAGCACCAACUACAGAAUUCAACACAGACCCGUACAAAUACCCUUGUAAGAUAUCCUUGAGUAAAGUGACGACUCCCGGCUUUGUUUGUCAAGGACAGCUACUGUUCGAAGACACUUUCGAUGGGGAUCUGGAUAAGGGAAGAGUUUGGACUCCGGAAAUCAAAAUGCCUGGAGCACCUGAUUACCCAUUCAAUGUGUAUUUAUAUGAUAGAAACGUUCGCACGGACAGCGGUAAAUUAAUUAUAGAACCAAUGACUUUGGAAUCAAAGUAUGGAGAUGGAUUUAUAUGGGGAUCUUUGGACCUUACUCAAAAAUGCACUGGUAAAAUUGGGUCUAGGGAGUGCUAUCGGGAAGCAUUUGGUCCUGAGAUCCUCCCGCCGAUAAUAACCGGAAAAAUUAACAGUAAAAAACGAUUCGGCUUCAAGUAUGGUAAAGUAGAAGUCGUAGCUAAAGUACCUCUUGGAGAUUGGCUGAUACCAGAGAUCCAACUGGAGCCAUUAUACAAUGACUACGGAAGACAGCAGUAUGCUUCUGGCCUUUUGAGAAUAGCCAUGGUUAAAGGGAACGUUGAGUUUGCCAAGAAACUCACUGGAGGCCCUAUUAUGUCAGACGAAGAUCCGUUUAGGAGCAUGUAUUUAAAAGAAAAGAUUGGAUACGAUAAUUGGAACAAGGCAUAUCACAACUACACCUUAGUUUGGAAACCAGAUUCAAUCGAACUAUACGUAGACGGUGAUAAAUACGGGCAAGUGGAUGCCGGGGAGGGUUUCUAUCAGGAAGCAGCUAAGUACCACGUGGAGGCUGCUAAUCAUUGGCUGCAGGGAUCUGCUAUGGCACCUUUUGAUGAAAUGUUCUACAUCUCCCUCGGGUUACGAGUAGGCGGUAUCCACGACUUCGCAGACAGCCCAAACAAGCCCUGGAGGAACAGGUCCACCAGAGCCAUGUUCAAAUUCUGGAAGGCCAGGGACCAGUGGUUCCCAACUUGGUUCACAGAUACGAGCGCUUUGAGAGUAGAUUCUGUUAGAGUAUACGCUUUAUAAAUGUGAUAUAUUUAUAUUGAAAUAAAGUUAUGUGUAUUUGUA
Molecule: messenger RNA, 1677 nt
Organism: Colias croceus (clouded yellow)
Lineage: Eukaryota; Metazoa; Arthropoda; Insecta; Lepidoptera; Pieridae
Product: beta-1,3-glucan-binding protein-like
Exons: 9
Coding region: 52-1635 (527 amino acids)
Biological process (GO): carbohydrate metabolic process
Molecular function (GO): carbohydrate binding; hydrolase activity, hydrolyzing O-glycosyl compounds
Source: RefSeq, a predicted model, not a curated record